UUGACAGGGUUUGUCCUGGGAGGUGCGUUCGGGAUCUUCACGGCUGGGAUCGACACCAACGUGGGGUUUGAUCCCAAGGAUCCCUAUCGCACACCCACGGCCAAGGAGGUGCUCAAGGACAUGGGGCAGAGGGGCAUCUCCUACGCCAAGAACUUUGCCAUCGUGGGUGCCAUGUUCUCCUGCACGGAGUGCGUGGUGGAAUCUUAUCGUGGGAAGUCAGACUGGAAGAACAGUGUUAUCAGUGGCUGCAUCACGGGGGGAGCCAUCGGCUUCAGAGCCGGGUUGAAGGCCGGGGUGAUCGGCUGCGGGGGAUUCGCCGCCUUCUCCGCUGCCGUCGAUUACUACCUGCGGUAACAGCCGGAUCCCUCGGAGCAGCCUUCCCUUUAGCUCCAGUGCUGCUGCUGAGAGCCUGCACCACAGCACAACCACCAGGCUUACCUUUCCACUGCCUCUGGAGUCCUGAUGAGCGCGAGCGGGACGGCGUUGGCCGCUUUUCUGAAUGACUAACAACGCUCUGGCUCCCAGCCCGGGCGAGCUGCUCCGGGCAGACUUGCGGGAGUACACGAGGAUGGAGCCAGGGACAGAGCAGCAUCUCCAGGAUGGAUCAGCUGACUGUCAGUUUCCAGGAAACACGCCUGGACUCUGAGCUUUUUCAAUCUGAUUUUGAUUAAGUCUGUUGCUGGCAUCAAAAGAGGCAGGAGGACAAUCUCCGAACAGAAAUGCUCCGAUUUAGGUUACCGCGUGUCUGAACGUGCUGCAAGCAUUUAACAGUUACCAGUUUGCAGCUUGCUACUCUGUUGGGGAGAGGUAAGAUCCUGUGGAGAAAUAAGUUUGUUCCAGGCUUUUCUUAAAAUACCAUUUGAAGACAAACCACCAUCUGUACAACUUGUCUUAUUUCAUAAGUACAGAGAUGAGCGCCAGAUUUCUUUACCAUGUCUUAAAGGGAAAAGCAGAAAGGAAUCCUUAGCCUUAGAGCCAUGUGGUUACUGGCAGAUGAACAGAACAGUUUAAGGGGAAAGAAAAGAGGUUAUUGCUGAAGUAUAAUUCUCUGUAGCCACUUGGCUAGCCUGAUUUAACCUCGCUGUGGGAGUACAAAGAAUUUUGCUACUGCUUUAACUGCCCCAGGCUCGCCCCAUUAGUUCCAGCAGUUUGAUAGUGAGACUAGAAAGCAGAGCUGUGAGACUAAACCACUGUUUGACAGA
Messenger RNA from Manacus vitellinus (golden-collared manakin), 1202 nucleotides. It is a transcript of the gene TIMM22, whose product is annotated as translocase of inner mitochondrial membrane 22. Lineage: Eukaryota; Metazoa; Chordata; Aves; Passeriformes; Pipridae. Gene Ontology annotation, biological process: protein insertion into mitochondrial inner membrane. The record is from RefSeq and is a predicted model, not a curated record. The coding region runs from base 121 to 354 and encodes 77 amino acids. The transcript is spliced from 3 exons. Gene Ontology annotation, cellular component: TIM22 mitochondrial import inner membrane insertion complex. Gene Ontology annotation, molecular function: transmembrane protein transporter activity.